CCGUCUCUCACUCUGGCGUGGGCAGCGCCCGGCAAUGGCCCUGGUACUCACUGGGCCUUUUGGCCCCACCGUAACCCAAAUCAACACUAAUAUGAAUGGUCCUGCUCUUCGGUCUGUGCCAGCGCAAAGCCAGAGGCUGAUAUGGCUCCACCCUCCCUGAUCGGAGCCCGGAUGGGCCCUCCCGGGGCUUGUGCAGCAUAGACCCAGCUGAGUGGUUUGGCUGGGACGUCAUGAACUCGGCCCUCCCUGGAUGGGACUCGAGGAGGCUCUGCCGGACCCAAGAGCAGGUGGCCCGGAACUCGGCGUUGUCAUCCCAGCUGGCAAUGACCUCACCCAGCUCAGAACUUCUGAGCCAUUCGGACCCAAACAGCCGGAUGCCGUUUGGAGCAGAACAUUCCAGGGCUAUUCAGACCACAACAUUCUGGUGCCCCUUGGAUCAAACCGUUGGCUCAGGUCAGUCGUGCUCCUGUCUCUGCUGCCUGCACUGUGAGAGUUGGAGAUUUAGCUGGAGAAUUGGACCAGAACCGCCAUCCCUUCCCCCGCAGAGACCCGGACUUUCUGGCUAGUGCUGGGACAGAGACCCCAGCAGGUUUCGAGGACUGUGACAAGCACCAGCCUUGGCCCGAGUCCCCAGAGCCAGGACCAUGGUGCACAACCAAGGGCUUCCUGCCGAGGCCCCAGAGACGAACCUUGGAGCUGCCCAGGACGGGUCAGAGUCGCAGAGAUCAAGGGAGUCGCCCCCUCAUCAGGGCGUCUCUGCCGGAAAGCCUGGUCCUGAGAAAACAGCAGAGGAGGGGGGCUCUGCCCCUGCUGGCCCCAGGGACCAAAGCCAGCACACCUCUGUGAUCACAUCUGUCACCAGCCACUCCUCCAACCGUGGCGUGGAACCCGUGGCCUCCAACCUCCCGUGUGCGCAGCCGCCAUGUGAGUCUCCCGGCUCAGGCGAGAAGAGAAAGCGCUCGGCAGGUGGCAGAGAGGCCGAGGAGGAGGCAGAAGAAAAGGCCCUUUAUUAUAUGAAGGUCCAGGCCGUGAACGGCGUCUCGGUGGCCUGGGAGACCGGGGCCGGCUUUGAAGCCAUUCGGAAGCGGCCUCGGAUCUUUAAGAGCAAGUACAUCGGCGGAGAAAGCUUUGCCGGCUCGGACCUGAGCAGCUCCCACACCAAGUCCGAGCUGGGGGACGUGGACUCGGAGGCAGAGUGCGGCGUUGAGGGGCCGGCAGAGGAGGCGCCGCAGCAGCCAACGGGAGCGCCCCCGGAUUGGCUCCUCACCAUUGAGCAGGGCGUGCGGUGCCUGGCCUGCUGCAGAGUCCUUCCCAGCCUGGAGGCCCUGACCCAGCAUGUUAAGCAGGGGCUGCGCCAAGGCUUCAGCUGCCGCGUGUACUACCGGGUGCUGGGGCAGCUGAGGGCGAGAGACAGGUCCCAGGGGAGACGGCAACGCGGGGGCCGGGGACGCCAGCCACGCGUCCGGGAGUGCAGCAAGUGUGGGGGACAGAUACGGCGCCCACGCAAGGCUGCCCAAUAG
Molecule: messenger RNA, 1520 nt
Organism: Mauremys reevesii (Reeves's turtle)
Lineage: Eukaryota; Metazoa; Chordata; Testudines; Geoemydidae
Product: protein FAM170B-like
Exons: 2
Coding region: 645-1520 (291 amino acids)
Biological process (GO): fertilization
Source: RefSeq, a predicted model, not a curated record